Stegastes partitus (bicolor damselfish) is the source of this 3540-nucleotide messenger RNA. It is a transcript of the gene mcoln1a, whose product is annotated as mucolipin TRP cation channel 1a. The transcript has 14 exons. Gene Ontology annotation, cellular component: plasma membrane; lysosomal membrane. Bases 128 to 1894 code for a protein of 588 amino acids. NCBI's taxonomy places the organism in Eukaryota, Metazoa, Chordata, Actinopteri, Pomacentridae. Gene Ontology annotation, molecular function: NAADP-sensitive calcium-release channel activity. The record is from RefSeq and is a predicted model, not a curated record.
GUGGAAGCAGCGGCUCGACCCGGCUGCUGUUUUGUAUGCAGUCAUAAACAGUUACUACAAUAGCAACAGUUUUUUUUUUGUUUUUAGCUUUUUCAUUCACCUAUUUAUUGAGUUUUUUUCUAAACAAAUGGCUGCGACAGGACGACGGGACUCUGAGCGGGAGGGCCUGUCCGCCUCGGUGACUCAUUACGGCUCCACAGACAGCAGCGGCGAACAUGAUCUCCAGAGUAACAGUCGAGACAGCAACCAUAACAACCACAGGUUUCCCACGGCAACAGCAAGUCAGUGGGUCACGGCGGAUCAGGAAGAGGAGGCCAUCCGCAGGAAGCUGAAGUACUUCUUUAUGAGCCCUUGUGAUAAGUAUCACGCUAAGGGCCGCAAACCUUUCAAACUGAUCCUGCAGCUGCUCAAGAUCAUAAUUGUCACAGCUCAGUUAGUGCUGUUCGGCCUCAGCAACCAGGUGGUGGUGACGUUCAAGGAGGAGAACACUAUGACCUUCAAGCACCUCUUCCUCAAAGACUACGAUGAGUCCUCAGACGACUCUUUUGCUGUUUACACACAGCAGGACGUCUACGACAACAUCUUCUACGCUGUGGAGCAGUAUCUGUCCCUACCGGAGACAUCAGUGGGACGCUACGCAUAUGUCUACAAUGUUGGCGUGAACGGCAGCGCGCUGUCCCUCUGCCAGCAGUAUUACAAGAAGGGAGACAUCGACCCAGCCAACGACACGUUCAGGAUCGACCCUCAGGUCCUCACAGAGUGUGUAGGUGUGAACCCUCUGUCAGUCCCUCCAGCUCCACUCACCAACAGCUACAAGAACUUUACACUCGAGUUCCACAGGCUGAUAAAUGUGACCAUACAGUUCCAGCUGAAGGCGAUUAAUAUACAGACCAUCAUCAACCAUGAGAUCCCAGACUGCUACACGUUUUACAUCACAAUAGUUCUGGACAACAAGGCUCACAGUGGCAAAGUGAAGAUCCAGUUAGAAAACCAGGCAUCAAUAAAGGAGUGUCGAAAUCCGAGUGUCUCCGGACAGGUUGGGAACUAUACACGUGUAGCGUUUGAUGUCACUGUGGCUCUGGUGUGUACGCUGUCACUGCUGCUGUGUGGGCGCUCCAUACUGAGAGGCAUCAUGCUGCAACAGGAGUUUGUGCAGUUCUUCAGGGAGACUCUGGAUCGUAAGGUGUGCUGGGCAGACCGGCUUGAGUUCAUUAACGGCUGGUAUAUUCUCCUAAUCGUCAGCGACAUCCUCACCAUCACCGGCAGUAUCAUCAAAAUCGGCAUUGAGUCUAAGAAUUUCUCCUCCUAUGACCUCUGUGGCAUCCUCUUAGGAACCUCCACUCUCCUGGUGUGGGUGGGAGUCAUUCGCUACCUCACAUUCUUCCAGAAGUACAAUAUCCUGAUAGUAACACUUCGAGCAGCUUUCCCCAACGUGAUUCGGUUCUGCUGCUGCGUGGCUGUCAUCUAUCUGGGCUACUGCUUCUGCGGGUGGAUCGUCCUGGGACCGUACCAUGUCAAGUUCCGCUCUUUGUCCAUGGUGUCGGAGUGUUUGUUCUCCCUCAUCAACGGGGACGACAUGUUCGUGACGUUCGCGGAGAUGCAGGAGAGCAGCACUCUGGUGUGGCUCUUCAGUCAGGUUUACCUGUACACCUUCAUCUCCCUCUUCAUCUACAUGGUGCUGUCUCUGUUUAUCGCUCUCAUCACCGGAGCUUACGAGACCAUCAAGCACCAAACCCAAGAACCCAUCCACAUUACGGACCUGCACGCCUUCAUAGCAGAGUGUACGGAUGCACCAAGCUCUGGGAAGUUCAGGGGUCUGGAAACCUCGCCGUGCUCCUUCUUCUGCUGCUGUGACAGAACAACAACAUAUGAAGAUGUCCUGCUGGUGAACUGAAGUUGACCUCAACGACCUCAAACGCCUCACUCGCCCCCCCUGCUGGCCAACAGGGAACACUCGCACACUCCUGACAGCACUGUGUCUGCAUCAGUGUACUGAAUCUGGGUCAAAGCUCUGAAAAGGGGGGGAGUCGCCAUCAGCCGGACCAGCGCUCCACAGCCUUCUUAUCGGACCUCUUAUUUUUCUUUGACUCUUUGGAGAAGGAGCUGUGAGCCGAGGAAGGGCCGGACCUUAACUCUGUAUUAAUGGGACGCAACGUGGGCGACUAGCGCACAGACAUUUCUCUAGUCUCCUGUUUGUUUUAAGACAAAAAAUACAGUAUUUUUUUCGAUGCACAAUGCUGAAGCAGCAGCACGGCCUGUUGUUAAGAGACCAGGUGAGCCAUAGUGAUGACUGCAGCACUGCACACUCGGUGCCGACUCUUUUUUAUUUUUCCUUUUAUAGAAUUUCACUACAAUUACCUCCUAAGAACAAGUGAAGUCUUUCUACACCUCUCAGACCAUAUUUACCGUUUUCUUGCUCCCAACUAAUUGAUUCCAAACAAUAUAAUGUCCCUUAAAACUGCAGGAAUCAAGACGGGGCAAGACGUUUGUAGUAUUCUGUCUCGUUUUUAGACAAUCAGAUAGCAUUCAGAGAUAUAUUGGACCACACAUAGACGUCCGAUGUGAGAUUUCAGACGUGGAAUCGACUUGUUUUUAUAUUUAAAGUUUCAAACAGCGUCUUUAGCUGCAUCACUUUGCCUUCAAAUGUGGAUUCUUAGUUUAGUUUUUUUUAUUGCUGCACUUUGUUGCUCUGGUGAAUUGUGUGAUGUGAUGCUUUUAUCUCGGUAAUGAUCAGCGUAAUGGGAUGCACUCAUUCACUAAUGAAGCACUCAGCGUUGCCUGUGGUUGGCUACGACAAGGCAAAGCUGCUCUCCUGACCCGUGUUUCUUUAAUGAUGUCGAAGUAUUAUCAAGAAAAUCCGACUUUGUUCUUUGUGCAGAAGUUAUAAAUGUUACCCCCUCGUCCUCUCCAUUUAUGGACAACACUGACGGCCGUUAACAAACUGCAUCUGACGUGUUUUCCCUGGAACAAAAAAAAAAGAAUGGACUUGAAGGAAACAGAAUAACGUCCUGUCAUAGUAACUCGCAGAGCUUUUUAGUCUUUCGCUGUUUUAGUAAUGAUGAUGCCUUGUCGAAAACUGUUGCCUUUUCGUGGAAGCUUGAAUAAUCCAGAUUUUACUUUUCCUUGUACCGCAUAAAACGCACAGUAGUUAAAAGAGUCUGAAGAGAUGAUCUCUGCUCCAAUCAGGAACGCAUUAACGAAGUGUGAGACGGCAGUAAUUUUUCAGUCAUCUCAUAUUCUGUCUGAUAGAUAAGCUAAUCACUGUCAUAUUGAAGCCAAAAACAUCAAAUAGAAAAUUGGAUUUAGAUGCCAAACGUAUCCACGGCCUUAACUUUAAAUGGUAUGACGUGUAUGAUGUUGUCUUGUAUGACCAAGAUGUACCUUCCCUACUGUUUGAUGGUGUCAUGUUGUUGUUGUUUUUUUAAUACACAAAUUGUCUGCACUUGAACUGUACUUGAGAGAGUUAAGAUAUACUGCCAAACAACAGAUUAAAGCCUCCCAGGUCAUCUUUGAUAUUAAAACAGUUUUAUGAUGUCUCCA